AUGGCUGAGGGAGUUGUGACGUUUGGAGUGCAGAAACUUUGGGAGCUCCUAAGUCGAGAAUCUAAGCGAUUGCAAGGAGUUCACGAGCAAGUUGCUGAACUAAAACUGAAGAUGAUAACUUUACAGUCAUUGUUGAAAGAUGCAGAUGCCAAGAAAUAUGAGAGUGAAAGAGUGAGAAAUUUCCUGGAAGAUGUCAAGGACAUUAUUGAUGAUGUUGAGGAUAUAGUUGAAACCUUUUUUCUCAAAGAAUUUAGUGGAAAGGAAAAAAAGAUCAAGAAGCGUGUGGAAAGACUUUCUUGCUUCUUAGUGGAUCGUCGGAAAUUCGCUUCUGAUAUUGAAGGCAUAACUAAGAGGGUCUCUGAGGUGAUUUCACGAAUGCAUAGUUUUGGUAUACAACAAAUUAUUGAUGGUGGAUGUUCGCUGUCGCUGCUAGAAAGACAAAAGGUGCAAAGGGAGAUACGACAAACAUUUUCUGACAGUUCUGAAAGGGAUCUUGUGGGAAUGGAACAAAAUGUUGAAGAACUGGUAGGUCAUUUGGUGGAGAAUGAUAACAUCCAAGUGGUUUCCAUAUCUGGGAUGGGUGGUGUUGGAAAAACCACGCUAGCCAGACAAGUUUUUCAUCAUGAUAUUGUUCGACGUCAUUUUGAUGGAUUCGCAUGGAUGGAAGAGUAUACACUUCAGGGUAAGCUCUUUCAACUGUUGGAAACCUCUAGAUACUUAAUUGUCCUCGUUGAUGUAUGGAAAAACGAAGAUUGGGACCGAAUAAAAGUCAUAUUUCCCCCAAAAAGAGGUGGGAAAAUGAUAAUUACUUCUCGCAAUGAAGGUGUUGGUUUACAUGUAGAUCCAACAUGUUUUGCAUUUAGACCAAGAAUCUUUACUCCCGAGGAAAGCUGGAAGCUUUUUCAGAGGAUAGUAUUCCCUAAAAGAGACAAAACUGGAAACACUGGUUUGGAUGACAACAAACUCAAUUUGGUUUACAGAGUAUUGUCUCUGAGCUAUGAAGAUUUGCCAAUGCAGUUAAAGCACUGCUUCCUUUACCUAGCCCAUUUCCCUGAAGACUACAACAUAGAUGUGGAACUAUUGUUCACUUACUGGGCUGCAGAAAAAAUAAUAACAUCAGUUUGGGAUGGAACAACCAUUCGAGAAAGUGGAGAAGACUACCUAGAAGAGCUACUGAGGAGAAAUAUGGUUAUUGUUGAAAACGGCAAUGGCUAUUGGGGUUCAAGGAGAGACUAUUGUAAAAUGCAUGACAUGAUGAGAGAAGUAUGUUUAUCUAAAGCCAAAGAAGAGAACUUUCUUCAAGUCAUGGAAGUCUCUACUUCUACUUCCAUCAAUGCUCAUACUCCUAGGAAACUUGUGGAAGCAAUCAGUUCCCAAGUUUUCGAUGUUUACAGUUACUCGGGGUGUUGGAUCUCACUGGAGCUAACUAUGAAGAAUCUAGAGCUUAUGCUCUAUUUGAACUUAAGAGUUGAUGUUGGGAAAGUAGUUCAUGUGCCAAAUGUUUUAAAAGAGAUGCAAGAACUAAGAGUGACAGACCUCCAUAUAACUAGGCUCAGGACUCUCAUAGUGAAUUUUAAUGGCGGGUGUACUUCUGAAACUUUAUCGUCAUCUUUCCGUGAAUUGAGAAACCUCGAGAAGCUUUGUUUAUCUAAUUGGGAUAAAUCCCAUGUGGCUUAUCAUGGUGGAGAUUUCGUUUGGGAUUUCAUUCAUCUAAGAGACUUAGAGUUGUCCAUGUACAUGCCAAGGUUUCCUCAUCAAUCUCGAUUCCCUCCCCACCUUACACACAUCUACCUACAAUUUUGUAGGAUGGAGGAGGAUCCAAUGCCAAUUCUGGACAAGAUGCUUCAUUUAAAGUCUGUUGCCUUAUCAUAUCGUAGUUUUGUCGGGAAGAGAAUGGUUUGCUCAGAAGGUGGAUUCCCUCAGUUAUGUGAUCUACGAAUAUCUGAGGAAAAUGAGUGGGAGAAAUGGAUAGUAGAAAAAGGGUCGAUGCAUGCCUUCGUGCUUUGGUUAUAG
Thlaspi arvense is the source of this 2013-nucleotide messenger RNA. NCBI's taxonomy places the organism in Eukaryota, Viridiplantae, Streptophyta, Magnoliopsida, Brassicales, Brassicaceae. The record is from the annotation of a GenBank genome assembly.